This is a messenger RNA of Chaetura pelagica (chimney swift), 2057 nucleotides long. It is a transcript of the gene KCNC2, whose product is annotated as potassium voltage-gated channel, Shaw-related subfamily, member 2. NCBI's taxonomy places the organism in Eukaryota, Metazoa, Chordata, Aves, Apodiformes, Apodidae. Gene Ontology annotation, cellular component: voltage-gated potassium channel complex; neuronal cell body membrane; dendrite membrane. The record is from RefSeq and is a predicted model, not a curated record. Gene Ontology annotation, molecular function: delayed rectifier potassium channel activity. Gene Ontology annotation, biological process: protein homooligomerization; potassium ion transmembrane transport. The coding region runs from base 1 to 1434 and encodes 477 amino acids. The transcript is spliced from 7 exons.
AUGAUUGCUGCUGCCGCUGCUGCCGCCAGCGAGUUUUUCUUCAACCGUCACCCGGGGGUCUUCGCCUAUGUGCUCAAUUACUACCGCACCGGCAAGCUGCACUGCCCCGCCGACGUGUGCGGGCCGCUCUUCGAGGAGGAGCUGGCGUUUUGGGGCAUCGACGAGACCGACGUGGAGCCCUGCUGCUGGAUGACCUACCGCCAGCACCGCGACGCCGAGGAGCCCCGCGUCUGGGCGCUCUUCGAGGACCCCUACUCCUCGCGGGCCGCCAGGUUCAUCGCCUUUGCCUCUUUGUUCUUCAUCCUAGUUUCAAUCACAACCUUUUGCCUGGAAACACAUGAGGCUUUCAAUACUAUUAUAAACAAAACUGAGCAAGUUGUGAACGGGACAGAAGCUGUGCUACAGUAUGAAAUUGAGACAGAUCCUGCCCUGACGUAUGUGGAAGGGGUCUGCGUGGUGUGGUUUACAUUUGAAUUUUUAGUACGUGUUAUUUUUUCCCCCAACAAACUUGAAUUCAUCAAAAACCUCUUGAAUAUAAUUGACUUUGUGGCCAUAUUGCCCUUUUACCUAGAAGUGGGCCUGAGCGGGCUGUCCUCCAAAGCUGCUAAAGAUGUGCUUGGUUUCCUCAGGGUGGUAAGGUUUGUGAGGAUCCUGCGAAUCUUCAAGCUCACCCGGCACUUCGUGGGACUCAGGGUGCUGGGUCACACUCUGCGAGCCAGCACCAACGAAUUUUUGCUGCUGAUAAUAUUCCUGGCACUUGGUGUUUUGAUAUUUGCCACCAUGAUCUACUACGCAGAGCGGGUGGGAGCCCAGCCAAAUGACCCAUCAGCAAGUGAGCACACACAGUUCAAAAAUAUCCCUAUUGGCUUCUGGUGGGCUGUAGUCACCAUGACCACCCUGGGAUAUGGGGAUAUGUAUCCACGGACUUGGUCAGGCAUGCUAGUGGGAGCCCUGUGUGCUCUGGCAGGGGUGCUCACCAUAGCCAUGCCUGUGCCUGUGAUUGUCAACAAUUUUGGGAUGUACUACUCCCUGGCCAUGGCAAAGCAGAAACUGCCAAGGAAGCGGAAGAAGCACAUCCCCCCUGCUCCUCAAGCCAGCUCACCUACCUUCUGCAAGACAGACUUGAACAUGGGCUGCAAUAGCACACAGGGGGACAUCUGCCUGGGCAAGGACAACCAGCUGAUGGAACACAACAGAUCAUCAGUGUUAUCAGGUGAAGACAGUGCAGGAAGUGAGCAGCCACUCUCACCUGGUGAAAGGCUCCCUCCCAUCAGACGCUCUAGUACCAGAGACAAAAACAGAAGAGGGGGAACAUGUUUCCUACUGACAACAGGUGAUUACACGUGUGCUACUGAUGGAGGGAUCAGGAAAGAUAACUGCAAAGAGGUUGUCAUUACUGGUUACACGCAAGCAGAAGCCAGAUCUCUUUCUUAAUGGCUUGGGGAAGGCACAAAACAUGCAAGAAAGUGUUGUACAGAAUUUAUCAUGGAUUUUUGACUGCUGAAAAAGGGACAAUGGAAUUUAGCCAUACCAAGGACUGUACUGGAAAGAGACUGCUGCUGCUGAAUGGGCCCUGAUAAACAACUCAUGCCUUGAGGAGGUCGCUGAGACUUUACAUGGGAAGUAGAGCUUGUUAAAGAAGAUUAACGACUGCUUGUAAUUACUGCUGCCAGAGGAAGGGGUGACUAGUCACUGUUUAUGAGUCAGCUGUAAAUAAAAUGUAUGCAUGGAAUAUCAGUUUUUAUCUAUAUCAAGGAAAGCUGAAUUCAAGUCAUCAUUGCUAAGACUCCAUGCAAAGAUCCACACCCCUGUGUGUAUUAUUCCUGGUUCCUGCAGUAAAUUGUGCUGUGGAUCAUACAAAGACACACACUUAAUAACGAUAGUGAUGUAAAUGACAUCUGUCUUGACUUCUGUUAUAAUAAUUAUAUAUUUUGCAAAGGUCACAAAUAUGAACAGAGUAGGUUUGCAUAAGUCCUUGCUUUCUCAGUUUGCCAUGACCUAUAUUUGUAUGAAUUCUACUGUACAUGCCAAGUCUUAAGUUUACUUUUCACUUUGAU